UUGUUGUCCCUAUUGUUAAUAGAGGUCCCAUAUCACCUCACAGGGAUAAAGAAUUUGAAGCCAUGAUCAGAAGGGAUCUGGCUAAUAUUGUACCUGGAUUGGGAGACAAUGGGACUGCCGUUAAGUUAAGUGGGGAAGAAGCAAAACUCGCCCAACAGGUGAUGAGGAAGGAGGCAAUUAAUCUUGUAGCUAGCAACAAAGUGUCUUAUAACAGGACUGUUGUGGACAAUCGUCAUCCUUUAUGCAAGAGUGUGCAGUAUGAUGACGAUCUUCCUCCUGCAAGUGUAGUAAUCAUCUUUAACAAUGAAGGCUGGAGCUCUCUGAUUCGCACAGUCCACAGUGUACUGAAUCGAUCACCAGCACACUUGCUGAAAGAAAUUAUUCUUGUUGAUGAUAACAGUGAUAGAGAGGAACUGAUGGGGAAGUUGGAAUACUACAUGCGGACUCGUUUACCCAACAAGGUUGUCCUCCACCGACUGACUCAGCGAAGUGGACUUAUUCGAGCUCGUUUAGAAGGGGCUAAAUUAGCUACUGGAGAAGUUCUAGUAUUUCUUGAUGCCCAUUGUGAAGUUGGAACUCAGUGGCUAGAACCACUGCUGCAGCGCAUCAAAGAGAAGCGCACAGCUGUGGUGGUGCCGAUCAUAGACUGGAUAGACGACCUCACACUGGAGUACACCCCCGACGUUGAGGGCGGGCUGUUGGUGGAGGUUGGCGGCUUCUCAUGGAGCGGAUUCUUCUCCUGGCAUGACAUAACCGACCGAGAGCUCAACCGCAGACAUUCAGCUAUAGCCCCUGCCUGGUCUCCAACAAUGGCUGGAGGUCUGUUUGCGAUUGAUGCUGACUAUUUUUGGGAGUCAGGAUCAUACGAUGACAAGAUGGACCUUUGGGGUGGAGAGAAUUUAGAGAUGUCAUUCAGGAUUUGGCAAUGUGGGGGGACUCUGGAGACGAUUCCUUGCUCACGAGUGGGCCACAUAUUCCGCUUGUUCCACCCUUACUCAUUCCCAGGACACAAGGGCACCCACGGCAUCAACACCGCUCGUACUGUUGAAGUCUGGAUGGACGACUAUAAGGAACUUUUCUAUAUGCACCGACCCGAUCUAAGGAAUGCUGACAUCGGUGAUGUGUCACAACGUAAGGAACUGAGAAAAAGGCUCAAAUGCAAGAGUUUCAAGUGGUAUUUGGAGAACAUUUACCCCGACAAGUUUAUUCUCAAUGAAAAUGUCCAGGCGUAUGGAAGGCUUAUAAAUGAAGCAACACACUUAUGUUUUGACACUCCUCACGGUGAACUGAAUCCAGACUAUAACGUAGGAAUCUACACUUGCGACGGAACCAUCAUCGGUGGCCAG
Messenger RNA from Homalodisca vitripennis (glassy-winged sharpshooter), 1346 nucleotides. RefSeq names its product polypeptide N-acetylgalactosaminyltransferase 1-like. The record is from RefSeq and is a predicted model, not a curated record. Gene Ontology annotation, cellular component: Golgi apparatus. Lineage: Eukaryota; Metazoa; Arthropoda; Insecta; Hemiptera; Cicadellidae.